AUGGAGCAGAUCGACUCAUUCGGGGCUGCUGGCGGGAGUGAGGCACUCAGCCGACCGCACCAGGCCGGCGGCCUGUUCGUUGUGCAGCCGGCGUUGCAGGUGCAGGGAUACCAGGCGGCCGAGCCCAGUCCGAUCCUGGGGGGCGCGCCGACUCGCAACGCGACGGGUGGAGGCGGCUCGCGCAAGGCCAAGGGCGGCAAGGGCGGGCCGGGCGCGCUGCGGCUGGGGGUGAGCGAGGAGGAGGAGAAGCGCCGCGCGCUCGUGCACGAAGCGGAGCGUGCCGCGCGUGAGCGCGCCGACCGCGCCGCCCAGGAGCUGCUGCAGGAGGAGCAACGCGUCAAGCAGGAGGGCGGCUCCUUUGUCCACGAGGCGCGGGUGGAGGCGCACGCGCUGACUGCCUCGGAGGCGGGCGAGGAGGACGCGCUGCCCAUGCAGAAGCCGCCGCCGUCGCCGCCCAAGCCGCAUGAUCGUGGCGACGGCAAGGCCAGCGCCGCCGAGUCUGCGGCAGACGCCUCGUGGGAGGUGGUGGGAAAGAGCCGGCGCAAGGGCCGGAACAAGCCGGCGGUGGACGAGGACGCUCCGCCGGGCUCCUCGGGCUCGUCCGACUCUGGCCGCGGUGACGCGCCAGGGCGCGGCGGGGGGGGCUUGCGGCGCGCGUGGUCCGCCGAUCCGCUCGGCGCCUCGCAACGUGCCGCCUCGGCAAAGGGCGCCUCUGCUCCCUCCGCCACCGCGUCUGCGCCUUCGCAAGAGGCGCUCGCGGCGACGGAGCGGCAUCCGCCCCCGGCGUCGGAGGCGGGCUCCUCCUCCUCCGGCUUCUGCGGCUCGGAGUGCGACUCGAAGUCGGAGGCGGGCUCAUCUUCGUCCUCGGCGACGGGCGCGGGGACGGCCUUUGGCGAAAACACAGCCGCCCACAUCGAUGCCUUCGACGGGCGGGUCGACCGAGCCCGCGCCCGCGUCGGCGGCGGCGCAGAAGGCUGCGCCCGACGCUGA
Molecule: messenger RNA, 990 nt
Organism: Emiliania huxleyi CCMP1516
Lineage: Eukaryota; Haptophyta; Isochrysidales; Noelaerhabdaceae
Exons: 4
Coding region: 1-990 (329 amino acids)
Source: RefSeq, a predicted model, not a curated record